CUGAAGGUAAUGUAUGAGCAUGAAUAGAGAGUUGGUGAACAUGCAGGACAUAACAGGAAGUGUUGUUGUGACUGUGAUGAGAGGAGUGCAAAGGAUUCGAAGGUGAAUAUAAAGGUUAAAUUAACUUCAGGGAUGUUUUUAAGGGACUUUCAGGACAGAUGAGACCAUCCAUCCUCUUGACAGCUGACCAGCCAGUCUGGCCACCAAAUAAAUUAAUAGACGGAUUGGUCACGUGGGCAGGCCUCCUGGUGCCUUUACCCCCAUGGGCAAUAUACCAGGAAGGCUGUUAUGGGAAGAUGGUGAAGAUGGGAAACUGCAUCCAUGUUAUGAUGCCCACGUUUACAAACAAGCCCUCCCCACAUGACAACCGCGUACACGGAGAUGAAGUGGAAAACAGCAGGUUUGACGAUACUUCACCUUUCUCAUUCCUCAGACUCCAACCCACUUUGAUUCUGAAAGAUUUGACUGUUGUUUCCGGUCAGUCAGCUUGCCGAAGCAGUCAGAUUUCCGUCAUACUACUCAGAAUAAAAAUGGCAUCAGGAGAUGAGCUUCCAUCCCAUCUCACUGUCGAUACCUCCAACGUUCAAAUUCUUCACUCUGAGACCUCAAAAAGACUUGUCGAAAAUUUUGUAAUCGCUCUCAUGAACAAGGAGCGUUUCUACAUCCGCACAUUCUUUUCGACAUACAAAGCAUAUACCACUGCUGAAAGUGUGUUGUACAUCCUCCUGGACAAAUAUGGAAGCUUUGGCACCUCAGAGGCAGAAGAGAUUCCAGUAAUCGAUUCAGUGAGCACAAACAGCGGAAACAGUGAUAACAUUCCGAGCUGUGAGGAGCUUGCAAAUCCAGUGCCUGCAGAGACAGUUACAGAGAUCAGAAAGUCCAAAACCUUUGACAGCCCAAACUCUGAGAAAGAUGAAGAACCAAGUUCACCAAAAGCGACUGCAGAAAUCUCAAAUUUUGGAAAUGUUGACAGUGCAAAUGGUGAGGAAAAUGGAAGUUGUGGUUCUUCAGGAUCCAGCGAAAUAAUUGCUAAAUAUGGAAGCUUUGACACCUCAGAGGCAGAAGAGAUUCCAGGAAUCGAUUCAGUGAGCACAAACAGCGGGAACAAUGCUAACAUUCCGAGCUGUGAGGAGGUUGAAAAUCCAAUUCCUCCAGAGACAGUUGCUGAGAUCAGAAAGUCCAAAACCUUUGACAGCCCCAACUCUGAUAAAGUUGAAGAACCAAGUUCACCAAAAGCGACUGCAGAAAUUUCAAAUUUUGGAAAUGUUGACAGUGCAAAUGGUGAGGAAAAUGGAAGUUGUGGUUCUUCAGGAUCCAGCGAAAUAAUUGCUAAGUCCAAAACCUUUGACAGCCCCAACUCUGAUAAAGUUGAAGAACCAAGUUCACCAAAAGCGACUGCAGAAAUUUCAAAUUCUGGAAAUGUUGACAGUGCAAAUGGUGAGGAAAAUGGAAGUUGUGGUUCUUCAGGAUCCAGCGAAAUAAUUUCUAAAAAAGAGGAAGGAACAAUCCAGAAUAAUUUUGAUUUGGAGGAGGUCCAACUUCAAAAGGAGCAAGAAGGCGUUUGCAGCAACUGUGAAAGCAUUGAGUCUGAACACUGUCCGAAUUCUGAUGAAAUUCAGAAUUUAAGUUCACCAGAAAAGGGAGCGACAGUCAAGAAAAGCAUAGACUUCAACAGAUCAAGCUUUCUAGAAGAAUAUAAUUUCAGUCCUGCAGAAAAGGAAACACUAAUGAAAAUUGCUAUACCUGAAAUUCUUGAAAUCUGGCUGGAGGAGUCUGCCGAAGACUUUCGUCAAGUUCCAACUUACUCUUGUCUCCGGAAGGUACUUUGCUACUUGAACCAGACAGUGCCGGGGUCAGAUGCUGAACAUCGGGCCCAGAAACUCCUGAGUCGGUUUUUGGCGGAGGAAACAGCCGAGAAAGAGAUGUUCAAAGGCUACCGUAGAAGAGUUAGAUUCUAUAUUGGAGAAGAACACGACCAAACCGUCGAACAAGUUGACGAAAAGCUCCUGUCCUACCCAUCACGCUUCAUUGCAGAGCAGCUGACUUUUAUGGAUGCUGAUCUUUUUCGGAAACUUGUGCCCAGCCAAUGUUUAGGGUCCAUCUGGUCUCAACGAGGGAAGGAAGAAAAACAGCAUCUGGUAUCAACCGUCCAGGCCACCAUUACACAGUUCAAUAAUGUUACAAAAUGUGUCACCAGCACCAUAUUAAGACCUCAACAGCUGAAACCACGGCAGAGGGCUAAAAUCAUUGAGAAAUGGAUUGAUGUUGCCCAGGAAUGUAUGAUUUUGCAGAAUUUCUCGUCAGUGCAUGCAAUUACUACGGCAUUGCAAUUGAAUAGUGUGUUCAAUUUGAAGAAGACUUGGGCAGCCGUGUCAAAGAGCAGUAAGACAACAUUUGAAGACCUUUCAAAUAAUGAAGAAGAUAACUUUAUAGCAAGUAGAGAGCUGCUAAUGGAGGAUAUCGUUCAGGGAAUUGUGCCGUACCUGGGAACUUUCUUAACAGAAUUUUCAGCGCUGGAUUCGGCUUUCCCGAAUUGCCAUUCAAAUGGCUUGAUCAACUUUGACAAGAGACAAAAACUCCUCUGAACUCGAGAAACCGCCAAAGCCCAAAAAGAGUGUGUUUAAACACCUCAGCUGCCUGUUUUCAAAGAGAGGUGUUAAAAUACACAACACUCAAACUAAAAGCUCUGAGCAGUGAGCAUCCCUUCAGAAUGAGGAUUCAGACGACAGCAUUACCGCAGCCAGCAUUUUAUCCGAUUCCAGCCACUUGGAAAUGGAAGAGCCGAGCACUUUGCAAAAAGCGCCGGAAAAGUCAUUAAAAUCCAUGGAUACUGCCUCCUCUGGAGGUUUAUCCAACAGUGGUGCAUCAGCAAAACCAAAUUAUGACACAGCCAAGUCUGGUAGGCGUGCGGGUUUGGGCAGCUGCUGGUGUGCAACACGUCGGAGGGACAACCGCCAGAAUGAGAAAAGCUGCCUCAUCCGAGUCAGAUUAGAGGAGGACAGAGCACAACAAUUCAAAAUGAUUUUGGUGACUAAUCAAGAUCGUGUAUCUGAAGUUCUCAACAAAGCCAUGACCGCGCUCAAAUUUGAACCCGAGCGUCCUCAGGAAUUUGAUCUAGCACAGAUCAUUGAAUCAAAUAAAGUGCUCAUACUUCCGGCCAAUGCCAUCCUGUAUUACGCAAUAGACAAGAAAAUGAAUCACGACUUCAUCCUGAGAUUCACCGAAAGAAGAUCUUCAUGUCUAUGCAAGUUUUAGCUGCAAUGUUCGAGCCUCCUUCCCAAUGUGAAUCAAUGAGCUCUGGUGAGGAAGGGCUUUAGAGAGCUCACCGCCCUGAUUUUUGAGAGGUCGUAUGUAUUUUAUUUCCUUCUCCUCCUGUAAAUCGCUUGGUGCUCGACAUAGGAUUCACUAAUUAGACAUUUACACAUAACCACUUUAAAAUUAAAAUGGUUCAACAUCGAGGCUAUGCCAACAAUACCAGCCACAGAUAGAAGAGAAAGUCAUCUGAGUUCUUUGUCUAAGUUUGUUUCU
Molecule: messenger RNA, 3528 nt
Organism: Stegostoma tigrinum
Lineage: Eukaryota; Metazoa; Chordata; Chondrichthyes; Orectolobiformes; Stegostomatidae
Product: ras-specific guanine nucleotide-releasing factor 1-like
Exons: 30
Coding region: 159-2585 (808 amino acids)
Biological process (GO): positive regulation of GTPase activity; Ras protein signal transduction
Cellular component (GO): plasma membrane
Molecular function (GO): guanyl-nucleotide exchange factor activity
Source: RefSeq, a predicted model, not a curated record